This is a messenger RNA of Hypoxylon trugodes, 1263 nucleotides long. RefSeq names its product eukaryotic peptide chain release factor subunit 1-like protein. Lineage: Eukaryota; Fungi; Ascomycota; Sordariomycetes; Xylariales; Hypoxylaceae. Bases 1 to 1263 code for a protein of 420 amino acids. The transcript is spliced from 4 exons. Gene Ontology annotation, molecular function: translation release factor activity, codon specific; sequence-specific mRNA binding. Gene Ontology annotation, cellular component: cytosol; translation release factor complex. The record is from RefSeq and is a predicted model, not a curated record. Gene Ontology annotation, biological process: cytoplasmic translational termination.
AUGAGUGACGCCCAGGCUACCGAGGCUGAGAAGAACAUCGAGAUAUGGAAAGUCAAGAAGCUCAUUAAACGUCUCGAGGCGGCUCGUGGCAAUGGCACAAGCAUGAUUUCCCUAAUUAUUCAAUACGGAACGGCCUCGAACAUUAAAUCGCGUGUCAACCGACAAUCUGUGCUUUCCGCCAUUACCUCGACCCAGCAGCGACUCAAGCUCUACAACAAAGUCCCUCCCAAUGGCCUCGUCGUCUACUGUGGUGAAAUCUUGACCUCGGAAGGAAAAGAGCGAAAGGUCAACAUCGACUUUGAGCCCUUCAAACCCAUUAAUACCUCGUUGUAUCUGUGUGACAACAAAUUCCACACUGAAGCCUUGGCUGAGCUACUAGAGUCCGAUCAGAAGUUUGGUUUCAUUGUUAUGGAUGGUAACGGUGCUCUUUUCGGUACACUCAGCGGAAAUACUCGUGAUGUUAUCCACAAGUUCUCCGUCGAUCUACCAAAGAAGCACGGUCGUGGUGGUCAAUCUGCCCUUCGUUUUGCCCGUUUACGAGAGGAGAAGCGACACAAUUAUGUCCGUAAGGUUGCCGAACUGGCUGUUCAGAACUUCAUCACCAACGAUAAAGUGAAUGUUGCCGGUAUCAUUCUUGCCGGUUCCGCCGAUUUCAAGAACGAUCUCAACGCCUCUGAUAUGUUCGACAACCGAUUGCAAAGCAAGGUUAUCAAGGUCGUCGACGUGUCGUAUGGUGGCGAGAACGGUUUCAACCAGGCCAUCGAAUUGUCUUCCGAGACCCUUGGAAAUGUCAAAUUCAUCCAGGAGAAGAAGCUCAUCGGCAAGUACUUUGAGGAGAUUAGCCAAGAUACCGGCAAAGUGUGCUAUGGUAUUGAGGAUACCCUGAAAGCCCUUGAGCUUGGUGCGGUAGAGACCCUAAUUGUCUUUGAGAACCUCGAGAUUACUCGAUGGGUCCUAAAAGACAGCAAUGGUUCAGAAAUCGUUCUCCACACUACCAAGCAGCAGGAAACCGGCGAUCGGUCUAAGUUCAUGGACAGGGAAACUGGCCAGGAGAUGGAAGUAGUCUCGCAGGAUUCGUUCCUCGAGUGGAUCGCGGAGCACUACAAGGAUUUUGGAACCAACCUGGAAUUCGUAUCGGAUAGAUCAACCGAAGGUAACCAAUUCGUGAAGGGAUUCGGCGGUGUUGGCGGUAUCCUCCGCUACAAGGUGAACUUCGAGCAGUUAGCCGAAGUGGAUGACGACGAUGAAUACUAUGACGAUUGA